CCCCUCCCAUAUCAUGUGAUUCAGGUGUCCCAAUCCCUUCCAUAUCAUGUGAUUCAGGUAUUCCAAUCCCCUCCAUAUCAUGUGAUUCAGGUGUUCCAAUCCCCUCCCAAUCAUGUGAUUCAGGUGUUCCAAUCCCCUCCCAAUCAUGUGCAUUCAGGUGUUCCAAUCCCUCCCAUAUCAUGUGAUUCAGGUGUUCCAAUCCCCUCCCAAUCAUGUCAUUCAGGUGUUCCAAUCCCCUCCAUAUCAUGUCCCAAUCAUUCAGGUGUUCCAAUCCCCUCCCAAUCAUGUGAUUCAGGUGUUCCAAUCCCCUCCCAAUCAUGUGAUUCAGGUGUUCCAAUCCCCUCCCAAUCAUGUGAUUCAGGUGUUCCAAUCCCCUCCCAAUCAUGUGAUUCAGGUGUUCCAAUCCCCUCCCAAUCAUGUGAUUCAGGUGUUCCAAUCCCCUCCCAAUCAUGUGAUUCAGGUGUUCCAAUCCCCUCCCAAUCAUGUGAUUCAGGUGUUCCAAUCCCCUCCCAAUCAUGUGAUUCAGGUGUUCCAAUCCCCUCCCAAUCAUGUGAUUCAGGUGUUCCAAUCCCCUCCAAUCAUGUGAUUCAGGUGUUCCAAUCCCCUCCAUAUCAUGUGAUUCAGGUGUUCCAAUCCCCUCCAUAUCAUGUGAUUCAGGUGUUCCAAUCCCCUCCCAAUCAUGUGAUUCAGGUGUUCCAAUCCCCUCCAAUCAUGUGAUUCAGGUGUUCCAAUCCCCUCCAUAUCAUGUGAUUCAGGUGUUCCAAUCCCCUCCAAAUCAUGUGAUUCAGGUGUUCUAAUCGCCUCCAUAUCAUGUGAUUCAGGUGUUCCAAUCCCCUCCAUAUCAUGUGAUUCAGGUGUUCCAAUCCCCUCCAUGGACACAGGUGUAUACAAUCAUCCCCUAGGCAUGCAGACGGCUUCUACAAACAUUGGUGACAGAAUGGGUCGCUCUCAGGAGCUCA
Staurois parvus is the source of this 959-nucleotide messenger RNA. NCBI's taxonomy places the organism in Eukaryota, Metazoa, Chordata, Amphibia, Anura, Ranidae. The record is from the annotation of a GenBank genome assembly.